AUGAGUUACGCCGAUGUUGCUGCCAAAGGGCCUAAACAAUCCCCAGAAGAGGCGUAUGUUCCUGGUCAUUCCGAGUCGGAAGUUGCAAGCUUGAUCGACGUCGACUCGCCGCACGUCAGCUCAGUCAAAUCAGAUUUCCAAGAACAAGCCAUCAAGACUGAGACGCAGGCUGAACGGAUCGAGCACGAACUGGAGGACAAGGCUCGCGCAGCAAGGCAGGAAUUCUCAGACAAUGCUGCUAGUGCCAAGAAGAAGGCUGCUGGCAAGGGCAAGCAAUUCAAGGACGAGAUGAAGAAGGACGGACAAAAGUUGAGCGAAAAUAGGGACAAUCCUGUUGUCGUUGGUAAUGCCAUCAUCUGGGGCAUUGCCACUCUUGCUAUUGGCUAUGGAGCAUACCAGAAGCAUACGGAAGGCAAAUUGGACUGGCAGCUUGCUGGAUCUGUGGCCGCUGGAGUAGGCGCUUUCGCUGUCGCCGAUUAUUUUGGCAGCAAGUGGCUCCUUGAGAACAAGUACCCUCCGAAAUAG
Molecule: messenger RNA, 525 nt
Organism: Fonsecaea nubica
Lineage: Eukaryota; Fungi; Ascomycota; Eurotiomycetes; Chaetothyriales; Herpotrichiellaceae
Exons: 4
Coding region: 1-525 (174 amino acids)
Cellular component (GO): mitochondrial outer membrane
Molecular function (GO): nascent polypeptide-associated complex binding
Source: RefSeq, a predicted model, not a curated record